Spea bombifrons (plains spadefoot toad) is the source of this 5476-nucleotide messenger RNA. RefSeq names its product tenascin-R-like. The transcript is spliced from 23 exons. The coding region runs from base 170 to 4258 and encodes 1362 amino acids. Gene Ontology annotation, molecular function: protein binding. NCBI's taxonomy places the organism in Eukaryota, Metazoa, Chordata, Amphibia, Anura, Pelobatidae. The record is from RefSeq and is a predicted model, not a curated record.
AGAAAGGGGAUCCGAUGCUGUCCACAGCCUAUUACCAGUGGAUUGUGUAGAAGCUGCUGAGUGGGAAGCUAAGAUUUCUCCUUCCCAUACCCAACCAUCCCACUCCAGACCUGUGAGCCGGACCAUUUGACUCUGGCAGCGCUAUCAGGCCUUCCAUCGCCCGGACAUUAUGGGGAGUGAAGGAGCGAGUGGGGCCCUGGGACCUUUGCAGGUUGGAGUACAUCUCGUUCUGCUGGUUUGCGUAUUAAGACUCUCUCAAUGUCAGGCUGAUGUGACAACAGCUCAAACAAGGCACAUCCCUGUGGAGAUAGGAGGGAAUUUAACAGAUCAUGUAUUUGGGAGCAAGAGGCAGCCACUUGUCUUUAAUCAUGUCUACAAUUUUAAUGUCCCCAUGGGCUUUCCCUGCACUGUGGAAUCCGAAGCCCCCGAGGAAGGUAGCUGGGUGUCUCAACAGACAGAGAAUGCCGCAGACGCAGGGAGCGAGAUAACAUUUACACACAGCAUUCGGGUCCCACAGAGGCUGUGCCAAUGUUACACGGCCCCCCAUGCCGUGCAGCAUUUACUAAGCAGGAUUGAAGCUUUGGAAAGGGAGGUGUUGCUACUUCGGGAGCGCUGUAAUGACAGAGGAUGUCAGGAUGCAGAGGCCACAGGCCUCACAGAAUUUGCGCCUCCUUGCAGUGGACAUGGGAACUUCAGCCUGGACACUUGCGUCUGCAGCCAAGGCUGGGGUGGUGAGAACUGCUCGGAACCUCUGUGCCCCUUCGGCUGCUCUGGAAGAGGCACCUGCAUAGAGGGGAUCUGUGUUUGUGAGCCAGACUACACCGGGGAGUGGUGUACAGACCUGUUGUGCCCUGAAGAGUGCAGUCCACGUGGACAAUGUCAAGAUGGGCAGUGUGUGUGCCAGGAGCCAUACACCGGCAUUGGUUGCACUGAGCUACGCUGUCCAGGUGACUGCUUGGGAAAAGGACGAUGUGCCAAUGGGACUUGCGUUUGCCAGGAGGGAUAUGCCGGAGAGGACUGUGGGCGCCUGUGGUGUGUGAAUGCCUGCAGUGGGAGAGGGCAAUGCCAGGAUGGUGUCUGUGAGUGCGAAGAGGGGUACAGUGGGCAGGAUUGUUCAGAAGUUGCCCCACCAAUGGAUUUGAGUGUCACUGCUAUUGGAGACAACUGGUUGGACUUGGCCUGGGAAGGUACAUCUGCUGUGACGGAAUAUGUCAUCUCAUAUCAGCAGGCAAUACCAGGAGAAUGGGGACCCCUACAACGACUACAGCAGAGAGUCCCAGGAGACUGGAGUGCAGUCACCAUCAGAGAGCUAGAGCCAGGAGUUACCUAUAAUAUCAGUGUGUGUUCUGUCAUCAGUGAAAUCACCAGUGAGCCCACCAGCAUCACUGUGUCCACACAUCUCUCUCCACCGCAAGGAUUACAAUUUAAGGAAGUGACACAGACCUCAGUGGAGGUGCAGUGGGACCCCCCUGCUUUUGCUCUUGAUGGAUGGGAGAUUAGCUUUACUCCAAAGAAUAAUGAAGGUGGAUUGACCGUUCAACUCCCCAGUAGCGUAACCUCUUUUAACCAGACGUGGCUGAAGCCUGGGGAGGAAUACACAGUCAGUAUUGUCUCUUUGAAAGAGCAAGCAAGGAGUCCCCCCACAUCCGGCAUUGUAUCUACCAUCAUAGACGGGCCAUCCCACAUCCUAGUCCGCGAUGUUUCAGACACGGUGGCAUUUGUGGAGUGGACUCCAGCAAGAGCAAAACUAGACUUUAUCCAGCUGCAAUAUGGACCACUUAACGGUGAAGGGGAGAAAACUACCUUCCGUCUGCAACCUCCACUCAGCCAAUACUCCAUGCAGGUCCUGAGACCAGGCUCAAAAUACCAAGUGUCAGUGACAGGAGUUCGAGGAGACACUCGGAGUGAACCUGUCAGCACAACUUUCACUACAGAGUUGGAUGCCCCCAAAAACUUGCGAGUGAUCUCUCGAUCCGCAUCCACUUUGGAGCUGGAAUGGGAUAACAGUGAAGCUGAGGGGGAGGGAUACCUGGUUGUUUACAGCACACUUGCCGGGGAUCAGUACCACGAACUCAGAGUCCCAAGAAACAGCGGCCAAAUGACAAAAGGCACACUGGCCAAUUUGAUCCCGGGAACAGAAUAUGGUAUUGGAAUAUCCGCAGUCAGGGAUAACCUGCAGAGUGCUCCAGCAACGAUAAAUGCUCGGACAGAGUUGGAUAGCCCAAGUGAUUUAAUGGUAACAGGUUCCACUGACAAGACCAUCUCCCUGGCAUGGACAAAAGUCCACGGACCUAUUGACCAUUACCGUAUCUCCUUCACUCCAUCCUCUGGCAUGGCUUCUGAGGUCACUGUCCCCCACGAUGCAUCAAAGUAUGUUCUCACCGACUUGGAUCCUGCGACUGAAUACACCAUCUCUAUCACCGCAGAGAGAGGGAGGCAGCAGAGCAGGGAGAUAACUGUGGAUGCCUUUACUGCAGAAGCUUUACAAGUUAAUACAGUGCCUGAAUUUAAAGGUUUUCGUCCAAUCACACAGCUUCAUUUCUCAGCUGUCACAGCAUUUAGUGCAAAUGUGUCAUGGAAAGAUCAUUCCCCCCAAGCUGAUGAAUAUAUCCUAACCUACACCCCCAUUGGAGGCAAAGAACCAAUUCAGAUGUCGCUGGACUCUUCAGUGAGACAGAUCACCCUCUCAAACCUGCAGCCUAGCACCGAGUACUUGGUUACUCUGCUACCUGUCCAUGGGGCCAUUAGAGGAGAGCUGGUCGAGGGUACCGUCACUACAGGUGUUGCUCCCCCAAUGGACGUAAGGGUGGUAAAUGUUACUGAAGAUUCUCUGACGGUGGUAUGGCGACCACCCCCUUCCUCUUUCCAUCAUUACCGGCUCUCCUACCAAUGCGCAAAAGGGAGGAUGGACAGUGUGGUGAUUGGAAGUGAUAUUACUCAGUACACCUUGAUAAGUCUUCUGCCAACCAUGGAAUACAGAAUUAGCCUGAGCAGCGUGUGGGGGCGAGAAGAGAGCGAAAGAGUCAACGUUGUUGCUGUGACAGCCUUGGACCCUCCACUUGGCCUAAGGGCCAGUAACAUCACCGCAAGUGAAGCCGCACUGCAAUGGGAGCCUCCGAACACAGACGUGGAGAGCUAUAUUAUUACACUGACGCACCACAAAGUUUCGGGAGAGACGAUCCUGGUUGAUGGGCACAGUCAUGAGUUUCAGCUCAGUAACCUCCUGCCUCAAACCAGUUAUUCAGUUCAACUAAGUGCCAGCGCGGGGCCCCAAAGCAGCCGAAGCAUUGAUGUCAGCUUCGUCACACUUUUGGAUCCUCCAGAGAACCUUACAGCUACAGAGAUAACACGGACCAGCGCUCUAAUAUCAUGGCAACCACCCAUUUCUACUAUUGAAAAUUAUGUACUGACAUACAAACCCACUAAUGGGACUCGAAAGGAAUUAAUUGUGGAUGCUGAGGACACGUGGAUCCGCUUGGAGGGUCUGCUGGAAAGCACUGAGUACACAGUGACUGUCCUGUCUGUACAGAAUGGAGACAGCAGCUCUGCCAUUCAGACUGUGUUCUCUACCGGAGGCAGAAUGUUUUCUCAUCCCCAAGACUGUUCCCAACACUUGCUGAAUGGAGAUACCCAGAGUGGCGUUUACACCAUCUACAUCAAUGGGGAGCAGAGUCAGAGUGUAGCAGUCUAUUGUGACAUGACGACUGACGGCGGAGGUUGGAUCGUGUUCCAGAGACGUCAGAACGGGCUGACAGAUUUUUUUCGCAAGUGGGCUGAUUACAAAGUGGGGUUUGGCAACCUUGAGGAUGAGUUUUGGCUAGGACUGGACAAUCUACACCAGCUGACUUCUCAAGGACGAUAUGAACUUCGAAUUGACAUGCGUGAUGGACAAGAAUCUGUGUAUGCAUAUUACAAUAAGUUCUAUGUGGGAGACCCCCGUAGUAUGUACAAACUACGCAUCGGGGACUACAAUGGCACUGCAGGAGAUUCUCUCACCUACCACCAGGGACGCCCAUUCUCCACCAAGGACAGAGACAAUGAUGUUGCGGUGACAAAUUGCGCUGCGUCAUAUAAAGGAGCAUGGUGGUUCAAGAAUUGUCACCGUACUAAUCUGAACGGCAAGUAUGGAGAGUCCCGGCACAGCCAGGGAAUAAACUGGUAUCACUGGAAGGGCCAUGAGUUUUCCAUCCCAUCUGUUGAGAUGAAGAUGAGGCCGUACAGGCAACGAGCCAUGAAAAAACGUUCCAUCCAGAUCUGAAUUCACCUGUAAAACGCUUUGCUCGCAUUUUCCUGUACAUGCCUUCCAGCCCACCGAGAAGACUUUUAAAACACAUGACCCUCACCUUCUUCCCAUUACAUCUACCAGCCUCUGUCUUACAUUAACAACAUAUUAAAACUUUCUCCAUGUCCUAUUAUUGCCAAUACUUUCUAAACCUGUAGAGACCGCCUGUCCUACAAUUUGUUGUGUAGGGGGUGCCAGUAUCUUACUGUGACUUCUUACCCAGCCGUUGGGAGUGUACGUCCAACAUACAUGAGGAGCUUAAUGCAUUUCGCAACAGUCCUAUGUCCAACAUCAUGUAGAUAAACGCUCCAGUCCUUUUAUAUAUUUUAUUCUUCCCUGCACCUAUCAUUUUUUCCAUACUUGUAGAUCCUUAAUUUAUUUUUACCUAGUCUUUACCUUUGGGAUACCCACUCAACGCAGUUUUCCUGUCUAUUUGUUGACCUCUGUGGAUCCAGGAUUUUUUCCCCUUUUGUUUCUGAAAGAUAUAAUAUUCUCCCCACAAUGAAGAAUAAUGCUCUUGUUAACGACUGAUGUGCCAAACUCCAGCCCCGCUCCUUGUGCCAAUACAAAUCCUUUUUAUUAAUGGCGAUUUCUUUGUAUAGUUUCAGCCAAAAGGAAGGGGCCCUACCCACGUAGCACUGAAGACUCUGCAACCCAGGACACAUUGACCCUUUUCCUGCCAGCAUCCAUGACAUCAUGCUAAAUCCUUUGUGUGGAAUCUUCAUUAACUAUUUGAUUGUGACCAGUUACUUGCAUUGGCCAAAAGGCACAAAGAUGCCUGAUUGCCUUACAAACUAAGGGUUUAAGAGGGACGGGGUAAAUAAUGCUAAUUAUGUUUCUUACUGGUAGUGUUUUUACGUGUUUCUCUGAUUUUGUUAUAGAUUUAUGUUUUACUGCUGUUCCUAUACAAACGUCCUCGACCCUCAGCCUAAGUACACCGGUUCUAAAACCUUAACAGCAAGGCCCUAAAUGGGAUGAUUCCGAGCGUCCUCUGCCUUCAGCGAAGCAUUGAGUUUAGUGCAGAAGGGAUCUGGGAAGCUGGUAUUAAUUACCAUAGCAAUGAUGACUGAGAGAGAUGUCUAUGAUCGUUUUAACUGCCCUCUUUUAUCUUGUAUCAUGGAUGCUGUUAGCUGAUGUAUAGACCCUUUUUUUAAUGCAUUUUCUAUACGUUAAUAAAGGAUUCCUAUGGGAGGA